AUGUUGACUCAAAUCCCUCUCACAUCCUCUUUGGCUUCCCUAUCGAUUCGUCUCCAUUCCUCAUUGACUCAUCGUUUCCCCGCCAGCGCCGUUCAAUCCUCUAUUGUCUCUUCAGAUCUCUUAGUAUAUCUGCUCAGCCCCAACCGAAGAAGAAGGAGAGCUGACUCUCAAAUCCUCAAUGGCGACUCGCCCGUCGGGUGGCUGAAUGUCGUGAUACUCGGUGAGUCUCUUGCAUCCGAGGAGGACGAUCUCGUAUUUCCCGGUCAGGAUUUCUCCCAACAGUACUUGGAGUUGGAGAUAUACAACAGAUCAAUUGAAGAUCCUGGUGGCUUUUGGUAUGAUAUUGCGCAUCAGAAUUCUAUUGGAAAGAGAAAUGGGGUCAAUAGGUUUACUCAGAGAAUCUUGAUGUUACAAAUGGGAACAUCAAAAUUGAGAUGUUUGGGGCUAAUUGCAAACAUGGCCCUUCUCAGGCAGAUGUUUGGGGAAUUGAAGAAAACCCUAGUUAUGGCCCUUCUCAGGAAGAUGUUUAGGGCUAGUGUCGAGAAGGUGCAAGUGGAGAAAAAAACCUGGAAAGUUGAUACUAGCAAAAAGAUUAUAGACAGCUUACACUCCUUUUGUUCUUCAAGCUGUUCUUCCUUCAAGGAGGUAUUGUUAUUGGACAAUGAGAUUGCGUUUAAUGAGGCGAUUAUUGAGGAAAGAGAAAUACAUAAUCAAAUUGGGGAAGUAAAUAAGAUUUUUAAAGAUCUUGCUGUUUUGGUUCAUGAACAAGGAGCCAUGAUUGAUGAUAUCGGGUCAAAUAUUGAGAAUUCUCAUGCUGCAACUGCACAAGCAAGAAUCCAGCUUUCAGAAAGUAUAUUUAUUGGUGGUAAGGGACCAAUUUCCGAUGGAUAUUCCGUUGCUAAAGUCGUCGCCAGGAAAAACAAGUCCGUCGCUACAUCUCUAGCUAAGUCAUUAGCCACGUUAUAUUUGGCUAUGGAGUAA
Messenger RNA from Lactuca saligna, 981 nucleotides. Lineage: Eukaryota; Viridiplantae; Streptophyta; Magnoliopsida; Asterales; Asteraceae. The record is from the annotation of a GenBank genome assembly.